Chenopodium quinoa (quinoa) is the source of this 621-nucleotide messenger RNA. Its product is annotated as early nodulin-like protein 1. Gene Ontology annotation, cellular component: plasma membrane. The transcript has 3 exons. The record is from RefSeq and is a predicted model, not a curated record. Bases 1 to 621 code for a protein of 206 amino acids. Gene Ontology annotation, molecular function: electron transfer activity. Lineage: Eukaryota; Viridiplantae; Streptophyta; Magnoliopsida; Caryophyllales; Amaranthaceae.
AUGUCAAGGUUGUGGGAUUCACUACCUCAGCCAGUUGGCUCAUUAUCCGGUCGAACUCCACGACCUGCAGAUCAGGGUACAAAUUUUCUGUUUGGUGGAAAAGAUGGAUGGGUGCUAAAUCCAUGUAAAAGUUAUAAUCAUUGGGCUGAAAGAAAUAGGUUUCAAGUGAACGAUACCUUAUGUAAGCCUUAUGUUAACAUUUUUUGUUUUUGUUUAUUUAUUUUUAUGUAUGUAAUUAAGGGUGACAUGGGAGUAUCUCAUUAUACACAGUAUAUUUUUGGAAGAUCAGGGCCACAAUACUUCAUUAGUAGCAGUGAAGAUCAUUGUAUGAAAGGGCAAAAACUUGUCAUUGUGGUCCUUGCUGUUAGGCCUAAGAAGCCUAGUCCUGCACCAGCUUCAGCUCCAACAAUCUCGCCCCCUUCCGUUUCCCCUGCGCCAUCAGGUUCGACCCCAGCUCUGUCUUCAAAAGCCCCUUCGCCGAGCCCGUCGGAUGCUGAUGCUCCUUCUAACGGUCCCAACAAAUCGUUUGAUGUGGGUUUCACUGCUUUCAGAAUCAAUUGGCUACUUAGUUUUGCUGUUGGAGUUGGUGUGUUUAUGUUUUGUUUUGGAUGGGUGGUUUAG